Rotaria sp. Silwood1 is the source of this 435-nucleotide messenger RNA. The record is from the annotation of a GenBank genome assembly. NCBI's taxonomy places the organism in Eukaryota, Metazoa, Rotifera, Eurotatoria, Philodinida, Philodinidae.
AUGGAAUUCGCACGACAAAAAGCUGAUGCUAAUGGUGAAUUUAUUCAGCAACGAUAUACAGAAUUAAGUGAUGCUAUUCGUGCUAGAAAUAAAGUUGAAGAUCGUCUUCUUAAUGUUCGUUUAAAAUUUUAUGAACGUGAAAAGAAAGUACGUUUAAAUAUAAUACAUAGCGAACAACGUCAAUUAGAACGUAUACGUACAACAUUGUAUAAAGAAACAGAGAAAAUUCAAGUUGAAAAACAAACUAUUAUAUUACCAUCAUGGAUGCUUUAUAGACCAAAAUUAGAAAAUCAAAUAUUUCAAUUAACAACACCUGAAAUUCUUGUCAACGAUUGGAAAUGGAAUUCUACUAUAGUUCAAUCAGAUACAGUUCGAUCAAAUAUAACUAAUAAUAUAGUUACGACAAUCGAUAAUACGCGUUGUCAUACGGCUUGA